GGGCAUGCUCUGUGUCUCAUGGUAUCGUUGCCGUUUCAAAAUGGCUACGUAUCGGGAGCUGCUACGACUGGCAAUCUUCAUCAUCCUAGCUGUUUACAUUAUAGAUGCAAGAGAAUGUAAAAUAGGAUGCCUUGGAAGAACAAAUCCUCUUUACCACUUGGAACCUGGAAAGGUUUAUCAGUAUUCAUUCAAAGGGAAUUCGGAACAUGCAAUUGCUGGUGUUAAAGACAGAGUUGGUGGUAUGCUAAUAGAAGCCCAAGUCUCCAUAACAGUUGGAGACAAAUGUGACCACUCAUUGAAAGUGAACAACGUGAAAAUUACCUCUACAAAAUUUGGAAAUAGCACAGCUAAAAGUUUCAAUCUCGACAUGAGUAGGAAUUUGAAAUUUGGCUUGCAAAAUGGGAAAAUUGACGAUUUAUGUGUUGAGGAAGAUGAAAAAACAUAUACCCUUAAUAUUAAAAGAGCAAUUCUCUCACUUUUGCAGUCUUCUGUUGUCAAAGAGUCCGGCUCUACCGUACUGACUGAGAAUGAUGUUUAUGGCUCCUGUCCAACGGUUUUUGACUUUUCCAAUGUAGGAAAUACAUUGACAGUUAAGAAAACCAAAGACCUAAAUCUGUGUGCCUUUAGAGAAACAUAUGUCGGUCAAAUGUCUGCUAACAGAUAUUUUAGUGAUUCUGAUAUCCAAUCUUCAAAUGUGUUAACUGGCCAUCUCAAGACUGUGCAAAGCUUAUCAGGGGGCGUGCUUACACAAGCCAAGUCGGAAGAAGUCUAUGUUUACAAUCCUUCCUCAACUUCAGAAGCACCUGCGAAAACAAUUAUAAAGUCUGAAUUGGUUCUGACCGGUGCUCCAAAGGCUGGCAAUGUCCCGCAGAGUUCUGCCCAUAUUGGAAAGACAUUAAUUUACGAAGGCGGACAUGAAAGCGAAUACCCAACAAAAGCAGACGAGUUAAAUAAAGAUAUUAACCAAUUAUCCAAGAGUGAUAAAAUCACACAGACUAGCGCUUCAACAUUUAAUAAUUUAUUGAGAAAACUUAACAAAGCGAGUGCUGAACAAAUAGGAAAAGUACAUGAUUUUUGCAACACAAAUGAAAAAAAGAAGUCAAUAUUUUUUGAUGCCCUGUUUAGUUGUAAUUCAGCUCCUUGCGUUUAUUACACUGGUGAAUUAAUGAGCAAAGGUGAUAUUAAUGAGAAUGAAUCUAAAAUAUGGUUUUCAAAAGUUGGCUUUGCCAAAAGUGUACAUCCAGACGCUCUCCAAAAACUUAGUGGAUUGAUCAAAGAAAGCAGUCCAAUUUCUGCAUACCUUGGAGUCGGUAUGCUUGCUGGAAAGUACUGUAAACACCAUUCUUGUAAAUCAGAUCGUACUAUUGAAAAUGUUGAGAAUAAAAUUGGACACUCACUAUUGCAGAAAGGUUGUAAAACCACGAUCAAGGAAGUUGAAGAUAAAGUUAUUGCGAGCAUGAAAGGAUUAAGCAACGUACAUUAUUUGACUGAUCGUGUCACAAGUGCCUUGAUAGAGUGUGCAACAAAUAACGCACACAGUAAUAGACUUAGAGCAGCAGCUUUGGAUACACUUAAAACUGAUGCCCACAAAGCAGAAGUAAAAGAACCAGUGGGGAAAUUAUUUAUUGAUAAUAAUCAGGAUUCUGAGUUGAGAAUAAAAGCCUACCUUGUCCUUGCUGAAUGUCCUUGCGGCAAAGUAGCAACUUGGGUUAGAGAAGUAUUGAAAAAUCGCAAAUCCCUUCAAGUCGGAGCAUUUGUUGUCUCGCAUUUGAGAAAUGUCAGAGCAUCCACAAAUCCAGACAAAGCUGCUCUUAAGCAUCACCUUGGCAAUAUCAUGGAAGAAAAAACCUACCCAUUUGAUUUUAGAAAAUUUUCUCAAAACUAUGAAUUCAGUUACAUGUCUGAUCUGUUUAAUAUGGGAGACAUUGCCGAGACUAAUAUUAUUUAUUCCCAACAUUCAUUCAUUCCGAGAACACUAUCUUUAAACUUGACAUCACAACUUUUUGGCCAGUCCUUUAACUGGCUUGAAAUUGAUGCACGUUUUGAAAAUGUUGAAAAAGCCCUUGAAAGAGCUUUUGGUCCAAAGGGGUUCUUUAAUACAAAAAGCUCGGAUGAAGUUGUUGAAGAAAGUAAAAUUAUUACAAGCAACUAUUUAGAAAAAAUUGUGGAAAAGGCAGAAAGAUCGUUUAGGCCAAAGAGAAGUCCAAAAUCAAACUUAAACUAUGACAUGGAUGUUGACAUUGAUCUCAAUUUGAAAACGGGUGGCUCACAAAUUCAUUGGACCAAAUACCACAGUGCUGAUGAAAAGUGGAAUUCUGAUAAUUUAAUCAACUCAGUAUUUGGUGGAAUUGAAAAAAUUGUUGAUAAAGCCAAAAACACAGAGACUAGCUACAGGAAAUAUGUUUCACUGGGAAACUUUGAAAUGCAGUACGGAACAGGACUUGGUCUUCCUAUGGUCUUGAGGAUGAAUGCAGCUGCUGGUGUGAAUUUAAUGGUAGACAGUAACAUUGAUUUACCUGCCAUUGUCAGACACCCAGAAAAUGCUGACAUUAGAUUCCAGUUGAUUCCUAGUGCUGCCAUUGAUUUAGUAGGAAGUAUGACAAUUGAUGGGAUCAACGUGGAAUCGGGAGUUCAGCUUCAUUCGGUUGCCCAUACAUCGACAGGGUCCUACGUUUCAUUCCGUCUUCUUGAAGGAACAGGAGUUGAUGUCAAAUUUGGACUCCCAGUAGACAAACAGGAAAUUUUAAAUUUCAAAACUAAAUUCCAGUUAGUGUAUAACAAUUAUGAAGUCUAUGACAACUUGGAGUACAACUCUAAAAGAGAAAAAUAUGAAGGCUGUUUUGACCAACUUGUACCGCUUGUUGGCUUAGUUUUCUGUGUUAGUUCUCCAUGGGAAACACACAGAACUCUCAGUCCUGCAUAUGGACCUAUCAACUUUAAGUUCUUAGUCACCAAAGAUGAACCUUUAUUAGAAUACUAUCAUUUUAGAGUGAAGUACACUAAAGGAGAAAGUGGUAUUCGUAGAUUUGAAGCUCUUUUUGACACUCCUCGCACUAAAUUUUCUAGAAAAAUGGCCAUUGAUAUUGAGGGCUCUCUUCAUGCAAAGAAAUUCUUAAAAGCAAAAUUUAAUUCACCUUGGUCUAAUGCUUUGUUUGAUGGAAGCAUUAAAUCUACAUCUUCUGAAAAUAUGCUGUCUGCCAAACUCAACAUAGAUGAAACCGAUUAUUUUAUUAAUGCUGGAGCCACUAAAACCAAAUCCGGUAACGUAGUCAAAUAUGUACCAGUAUUUGAAUAUAAAGCACCAGAGCUUAGGACCAGUAUGGUAGGAAGAAGAGGUGGACACAAACCGGCCAAACAGGCAUACAAAGUCACCGGGACUGUCCUUGUCGAAGAUACUGGAAGCGAAAAGAAAAUCACUGUUAAUAACGUUUGCCUUCACACUCCACGGACUAAAUAUACAUUAGAGGGAAAUGGUAAAUACGGAAAACAAUACCAACUUGUUGAAGGCAAUUAUAAAUUGAGCUGGGACAAAGAGCACCUUGAAGUUAAAGGCUAUUAUAAGAGGCCAAAGGGAAAUGAAAAUUUAUCACUCUGGUUGGCAGUGCUUCCUCCAACCCAGUUCCAAGACUUUGGAGUUGAUUUAAAAUACGAUUUAAAAAGACAAGGCAACCUUAAGACAAAGGGUAAUUAUGAUGCCAAGUUUUUUCUUACCCAUGGAUCAGAUCCCAACAAUGAAAUGACCAAACUUGCCAUUAGUAGUUCUAUGGACGUUGAAAAAGAUAAGAAAUUUAAAAUGGAAAACAAAAUUUCAUACCCAUUACUUAAUCUUGAAGCUCAUCAGGCUUUUGGAUUGACUCUUGAAAAAAGUUCUCUUGAGUCAUUAACUGCAAGUAUAAAGGGAAAAUUUGAUAAAUACUCUGGUCAAUUAAAAAUGAGCAGUUAUGUAACUGACCAUCAUGGAUAUAAUGUUAUUCUAUUAGCUGAAGCAAUGGGCAAUUCAAUCAAAAUUGAUGCAGUUAGAAAUGUUUUAAGUCCUGAACAAACUAAAUACACAAACACAUUUGAGGUCAAACCUGGUGGAAAGUAUGAAUUGAACUUUUUGGUCACACGUAAGACUGAAAAAGGAGUAGUAGAUUUAAAUGUAAAUGCUGAAGUCAAAUUACCCGCUGAGCCCAAAUUACUCGAAAUUGAAGUAGUUUUCAAAUCUAAAGAAAAACAUUUAGCCAGUUCUCUAAAAGCCUCUGCAGAUAGCAAGGAGUAUGUCAAUCUUAAUUUUAUCUACAAUACUGGGGAAAAAUUGAAUUUACAAUUCAAACUUUUGGAUUUGGUUGAUGGUCACCUUGAUUCGAAUAUUAUUGAUCAAGAACAGAAAUCCAAAAGCAAAUUGAAUAUCCAUUUUCCAAGGAUUGACAAAAAGGCUGAAGGAAAUGCGGAAUUCACCGAUUAUUUUGACACUGGCAGCAUUGAUUUCUGUUGGGACACUAAAGAUCCUUUAAAAAAAAUUAAACUUGAGUACAAUAAUGAGUAUUCCUUCGAACCAACGACGGACAUUAUGCUUAGAUCAUCACUAACUUAUGGCAGUCGUACAACAAAAUUAAAUAUGGAUUAUAAAGGAGAUAUUACAGAAAAUAUUCCAAUAACUAGGAAAAUUACAGUCAUUCUUCCCGAAGGUGAUGAAUACACUUUCAACGUUGAAGGAUAUUAUGAAGAAAAGGGCGACAAUAUAAAUACCAAAUUUACAACUACAGUAACUUGCACUCACCCUGAUGGCAAGGCACUUUUAUUUAAUCCAUUCGAGAAGAUGUCCUUAACCGUUGGUCUCGAACCGUUCAAUGAAGAAGACGAUGUAUACAAAGGACUUGUAGACUUUAAUUUAAUUAAUAAUAAAAAAGAGAAUUUGGACACUUCCUGUAAAUUUGAUAUCCGCGAAGAAAACAACAAAUGGCUCAUCAAAACUGAAGGUUCAGUCAAAGGAAACUUAAUGAAAGGGAAAGAUCUGAGUGUGAUAUUUAAUGCCGAAGUACCAGAAGAAGAUGAAUCUCAGCCGUUGUUGUUCAGCUGGUCCCUCGACCAUGCAGACGACACCCAUUUGGAAGGAAAUUGUAAAGUGACUGAAGACAGUGUCAGUGGAGAAUUCUCAGGCAAACUUCCCCAACAUAAUGAAGUUAAAAGUUUCAAGUGGACUACGGACAACUCAUUUGUUUGGGGUGAAACAAGCAACACGGUCAAAUUAAACAAUAAUUUUGCCUGGAAUGAAAAUAAAUUUUUAAAACACGUCUGGGACUUCAGUCAUUCUGAUUCUGAGGCUACAUUUUUUGGAGAAUUUCAUACAACAGAAGCACACAGGAAGCUCAAUGCCAAAGCACAUUGGACAUGUGAUGACGUGGAGAAGUUCGAUGCAUCAGGUUCAUUUUCUUGGACAGAGGGUAAAUCUGCAGAUUUCAGUGUUGAAAUGGAAAAGAGCAAAGAUAACAAAGCAGGGCUAAUUCAUGUCAAUGGCCACUUACCUGAAUUUGGCAAAGUAGAUUUAAUUCUGAAGAAUAAGUUUUUGAGUGAGAAAAAUGGAGCUCAUAGUAGCUUUUCCAUUACAAUCAAAGAUACGACAGUAGCAGCAUCAUCAGUUGUUGAAUUAUUACCAGGUCACCCAUUAAUUGACAUAAAUGUUGACCAUACAACUGGCAAAUGGAGAUUUUAUGUCAAACACAACAGCAAGGGCGAAAGGCAUUGGUCAGGAGAAACCAAAAUGAAAUGGGCAUACAAUAGAGGUGGAAGCAUUGGUGCAAACUAUGAUGCUAAUUUCCAGUCUAUUGAUUCCUUUUAUCUUAAGGGCAAUGUCGAUGCUCACGAGUUGUUUUUCAAAAACUUUCAUGUGGAUAUUCAUAACGAAAACGAGAGAGGCAAUGAGAAACAGAUCUUAUUUGUAGUGAAAAAAGAUGGAACUACUUAUUCCGGAGUCAUAAAUUAUAAUGUUAAGCAAGAGGGUGACAAUUUAGGGAUUGAAGGAAGUGGCAGUUUGAUAGAGGAUGGAAAAAAUUACCCGCUUUCUUUUAAGCUAAAUGUCAAUGACAGACUGGAAAAUCUCGAAACUCAAUUCACUCUAAGCAUCGGUAAAAACAAAUGGUCUUCAAAAUAUGUUAACAAUGAUAAAAAAUUUUAUGCCGAUUUGGAACACUGCCAUGAAGAAACAGAAUGCACCUCAUCUUUAAUUGAGUACAAAUUGGAAAGCAAAUCAAAUCAAAGGGUUGCCAAAGAGUUGCGCAUUGUCUUCGAUCCAUCUAUUUAUCUGGAAUCCCCAACUGUUUUGAGUUAUCAUUCAAAACUGCUGUUGGACACCUACCUCCCUGUAGAGCACAUGAUAGAAUUUAGAUGGUCAAAGACAGGCAGCAUUAAAUACGAAGCAGAAAUAAAAAACAAAGGAGCAGUUAUGUUGUUGCAUACUCCUAAGAGAAUCGUUGGUUUUGAAAGCAAACUAGAUUCUUCAAAAGAUGCAAAGAAGGUUGAAGUAUUUUUAUAUCUUAAUAAGCUCACGGAUGACAAAAUCUCUUUUCUCUCUUCGGCAUCAAUUGCAAAAGGAAAGGAUUCAAACACAUACUCAAGCGAGACAAAGUUAUCACAUAAAUCUCUUGGAAAGGAUUAUGUUAUCAAAGGAGAGGUAACUGUUUCACCUACCUUGGAGAAAUUAAAAGGCAAAAUAAUCGUAGAUGUAUUCAAAAAUCCUAAUAGUCAACUAGUGCUGACCUUAAAGUUUGAUCAUGGUCUAAAAGAUGGUCGAUACACCAAGCAUAGGAGUGCAUAUGUGAAAUUUGAUUCGUGUAAAAUAAAUGCCGCUUAUGAGCAGAAAUUAGUUGUUAACUUUAAAGACCCUCAAUUUCUCUGGACUGAGACUGCCAGUAGUACAGAUGGAAAGGGCACAAAGAGGGAAGCAGGAGUUAAAAUUGAGAUAAAUCGUAAGAAAAUUUACAGCCAUGUAAAAAUUGAUGGUUCCACCGUUUUUGAAGUUGAUGGUAAAAUAAGUAACAAAGAAAAAACAACUACUGUUGCUGGAACCACUACUUUACUCAACAAAAAAUACAAAAACAAUCUUGAAAUUAAUACUGAUGCCAAUAGUCUAAAAUACAACCUUCAUUUCGAUGGAAAAACAAUUGAAGCUGACGUAUCGGCUAAAAUGGGUAAGAAAGGAUUAUUUAAAGUUUCCUUUGACAAAAAAUCCUGCGCACACUUUGAGGUGGCUUUGGAUGAGCCUAAUUUCCUUACGUCAACCUAUAACUACAAUACGGAUGAUGUUAAACGAUUAUUUUUUGCUCUUGCUGACUCACUGUAUGAGGCCAGAAAUGAAGGAACCAAGCUUGUAAAAGAACUGGUUGAAACAGAUACAAAUGAGGCACAACAUACUUUAAAGUGUAUAGAAGAUAAUAUGCCUUCUUUUUCAACAUUUAACAGUCAUGUUAAGAAAGAGUUGAAGGAACUUAUUGAUGAAUUUUUGGAAGAAGAAUAUAUACGUGAAUUGUCUGGGACUAUAAAGGAGCAUUACAAAGAAGCUUUUGCAAACAUCAAUGAAAUGAUAAAAAAACUGGGCGAAUUCUACGAUUCCGUUGGAUCCAGUGCAAUACAGCUAAGUGAGAAAAUUGGUAAACUCUGCGAAGAACUCUAUAAAAAGUUAUUGGAGUCAACUGAACGACUAACCACUGUCGUACUAGACUUUAUGGAAGAAUCUGUUAAAUUUUCAAAGAAGAUUGUAGACAAAAUUUUUGAAGAGUUGAAAAAGAAUGAAAACGAUAUCAAAGAAUACAUCAAAGUUUUAACAGACUUGGUUCAUGAAUUUGGUAAACAAUUUAGUAAAGUGAUAUUUAGUAUUCAUGAAGAACUCGAGAAUUUCAUAGAGAUUACUGUCCAACAGCUGAAAGAUAUUCCGUUUGUAGAAGUUAUCAAUGAGAAGAUGCAAGAACUAAAAGAUUACAAUUUUAAUAUACCUGAGGAGUUUUGGGGAUUUUUUGCCGAGAUAAAAGAUGAGAUCAAAGGAUUAAUGCCAACAACCGAGUGUGAAAAACUUGUUGACCUGACUGCAGACUACAUUACAAAGAUCUUAAAACAAGAGAAAUUCAAUGUGCAAGAUGCUGCUGCGAAAUUGCUUCAGCAGUUUACCAAGGCUUUCUCAUCUGUUGUUGCAGAAGUAUACCAGCACAUACCCAUUGGAGAGAAAUUGAAAGAUAAAAGCCUUUAUAGCAGGCUUCCAUUUGGAAACCUAUUAAAAGGGUCAAAAGGAGGCUUAAGAGUAAGCCUGAUGGAAUGGUUAAGUUCAGAAGAUCUUCCUACACUUUAUGAUUUGCUCUCAAUGUACCGACCAUCAGUUAUUCCACUACAAAAUAUUCCACCAUUUGAUAGUAUUGGUGUCAUCCUUCAUGGUUCGGAUGUUGUUACCUUUGAUGGGCGGCACAUCAAGUUUAAGGGAUUUUGUAACUACAAGCUUGUAGAAGAUGGAAGAGACAAGAAUUUUUCAGUUAUUGCACAUAUUUCGUCUGGCAAAUUAGAGGGCCUAACACUUCAUGACGCUUUUGAUUCGAUCACCAUCAAACAAGGACUUGCAACAGUUAAUAAACAGAAAUCUGAAUAUCCAACUAGAGCUGGCCAACUUUCUGCCUGGAUUCGUCCGUAUUCAUAUGGAAUGUUCAGUAAGGCAGGCGUACUUAUUAUAUGUUCACGAGAUUUCAAUUACUGUGAGGUCAACGUCAAUGGAUUCUACUUUGAUAGAACUGUUGGUCUUCUUGGAAACAUGAAUUAUGAACCUUAUGACGAUUCCAAACUUGACAGCAGCAUGGUUGCAUCUGAUGACUUAACUUUUAUCAAUGCUAUGAAACUUGGAUCUUGCCCAGAUGUGCCUACGGCUACCUACAAACAUCCGCCGACCUCACAGUGUACCAAAGUCUUUGAGGAGUUAUAUUUCGCAUCUAUCUGGGCCCCUCCCAAACCUUUUAAGGAAGCAUGUGACAGUGCGGUAAAUUCUGCAUCAGAUGAUGAAACCAAACUAGAUGCUGCUUGCGAAAUUGCUAAGGGUUUUGUUAGAGUUGCAAGAAAUCGAGGCUCUCUUGUAACUCUUCCAGAAAUUUGCACAUAUUGUACCAUCAAUAAACAAAAAUUGAAAUAUGAUGAAGCAGAAGAAGUAAAGAUAAAUAAAAAUCAAGCUGAUGUUUUGUUUAUUGUUGAGUCCUCAGCCGACAAUAAAGAAGUAGCUGAGAGCAACUUGCACAAACUGGUUCCAGAAAUUAAAAAAUAUUUUGAUGCACAAGGUUGCACCGAUGUAAGGUUCUCUGUGGUAAGUUUUGCCCCAGAUGAAAAAUAUCCACAUUACCACACUUCCAAUGGCAAUUUUUAUGGAACAAAUGUAAAAAUUCAAUACAGUGAAAAGUUAAACGAGACGAAAAAUAAUUUUGUCGACAGUUUAAAAUAUCAUUUUGGUUUAACAAGCAGAGGUUAUGUAUAUAAAGAUGUCAUGGAUCAUCAGAAUUUCAGACCGACAGCUAGGAAAAUAAUUAUCGGAAUCCAUAGCACGCCUUGUAUCCCACAGUCAAUUACUUAUUUUAUUGGGUCUUUGUAUGGAAUGGUGUUUGCUGAUGCAUUUGGUUUGGAAUACCAUGUCAUUACUCCAGUUGAGGAUUUAAGUAAAUUCAAAGUUCCUGUAGAAGAAAUAAUAGGCUUUACUUGGGGAAAAGUUUUGAAAAAGAACGGAGAAACAGUUAAGACUGCAACAAUACUCACCAAUGAUAACUGCAUCAAUAUAGCAAAUGCCAAUGAAGGCUAUGCCUUUGUUGCUCGUAAAGAGGGAGAUACUGUCUCACAGAUGGCAAAGGUUAUCACAGCACCAAGGAAGACUGAUGAACUAGAAUGCGAGUGUGAACUUUUUGACGGAGUUAUUUCAAGACCUGUAUGCUAUGUAGAAUAUGAUCUCUUCUAAGCCUACAAUAAUUAAAAAGAGUUCAGUGCUGAAGAAGAAAACCAAAACAUGCCUGUACAUAUGUUAGCUUGACUGCAUUUAGAGAUCUACCAUAGAAGGAUCUUGCCAUAUAUUGUUAAUAAUUGUACAAAAGAAAGUUCCUUUUAAUUAUAUUCUAUAACAUAUACACUGUCACUAAAAAAAGUAUAUGUGAAGUAAUAAUUUUACGUACAUAAUUCUGUCUAGUGUAUUUUUUAGACUUCAACAAAGUAUUUUAAAAAUAAAUAAAAAGCUAUCAAUUUUUUAAAUAUUUUAAUAUUAAAUCAAACAUUAAGUAUGAAA
This is a messenger RNA of Cimex lectularius (bed bug), 10270 nucleotides long. It is a transcript of the gene apolpp, whose product is annotated as apolipophorins. The record is from RefSeq and is a predicted model, not a curated record. The transcript is spliced from 46 exons. NCBI's taxonomy places the organism in Eukaryota, Metazoa, Arthropoda, Insecta, Hemiptera, Cimicidae. Gene Ontology annotation, molecular function: lipid carrier activity. Gene Ontology annotation, biological process: lipid transport. The coding region runs from base 5 to 9949 and encodes 3314 amino acids.